Molecule: messenger RNA, 1669 nt
Organism: Colletotrichum godetiae
Lineage: Eukaryota; Fungi; Ascomycota; Sordariomycetes; Glomerellales; Glomerellaceae
Exons: 3
Source: RefSeq, a predicted model, not a curated record
GUCUAAGAAUUGCCCCGAGGCGCGUAAAGCUCUUUUUCGUCUGCACCGUAUUCCUGAGCUGGGCCACCACCCGGGGAUCCGUUCCGAAUCUUGAAAACCCCGGGCGAUUUCCCAACGUCUGUUAUAGUACGCACCUAUUAUCGUCAGCAAGAUUCCCCCUUUCGAGUCGAUCGAGGACAUUCGCGGCCACACUGGCGAAAGUUUGCGACUACUACUUCCUCCUUCGGGGGUCUACCCCUCGAUCGCGAUGAGGCCAUUCCCGGGCCUUCGACGAGUGCUCCAAAUUUCACAUAGAAAAUAUGGCUCCCUCCCCCCGACCAAAGCGUGGCUCGAAUUUCUGUCCGGGGAGUCAAUAAGGGAGACAGAAUCCAAGGCAGCGAAAAGGAAUCGGCUGAUGUCAAGAAAAAGGACAAAUGCAAAUGCGCCAAAGCGCAAGGCAGAAGAAAGACAGGCGCAAUUCACCAGGAGAAUACAAGAGGUCAUAGGCCACGACGAUAUCGCCAAAGAUGUACGGAUCGACAAGGAGAACAAGAAGGUCCGGACCUCGGCGGGCGACCUGCCCAUCUCGCCCGUCAUGGACCCCGUGUGGAUGGACGUACGCACGAGGUAUAGGACGCCCAAAACCAGGCCCAAAUCCACACACCGGCCUCCUCCCUCAUCAUCAUCGGGGAGAGCGCCGAAGAAGCACAAGUACAUAAUUAAAAUGGGGUGGGAUGAGAAGAAGCAGGAUAAUACAAAGUACAUUAUCGUGAACAAGAAGCCCAACGGGGGCAGGUUCCGCGUCAAGGUGCAACAGAAUCCGUACGUUCAUGCCCUUGCCUCGCCUAUCCGAUUCUGUCCCGUCACGGGGGCAUCUCUGCCGAAAUUCUUUCUUCAGAACUUUAAGGCCGUUACGAAUCCAGACACCAAGGGUCACUGGUUUAUGCCGGGUGACGUCGAAGUAUCGUGGACUCAUAAACAGGCCAUGGAAGACGUAUGCGGAGAGCUCGACGAUGUGGAGGACGGAGUAGAAAAGCAUGACGAUGAUUCCCUCGCAAGGCAAAAAGAAACAGACCAGCUACUCAUCGAAUCCCCUUCCGCCUACGUGGUCCUUAGGAAGCCCGUCAUCGACUCCAUGGCAGGAAAACGCGGCAAGACGCCCUUUGGAGAUGGGUGGAGGACGCUCCUAGGCAGGAACCAAAAGGUCAUGAACUCGGACAUUCCCAAGCGUCUGGUGUGGCGCGAAGACAUGGGCGACUUUGUCCUCGACAACCUGCGCAAGAAUGUCAUGAAGAACAUUGCUUACUCCGUCGAGAUGGACAACCAGAAAAGGUCGUACAUUGAGCCCCUCGAGAGGUGGGAAGAUGUCCACGAGUCGGAGAAGAGGGGCUGUUUGCUGUGGUAUGACAGGGCAAAGGUCCCCACGGAAGAGAGUCAGUGGGAUGAAUGGAUGAAGGAAGGACAGAUCAAGCCAUUUGCGACCUACGACGUCCCGGACGCAAAGUACGAAAAGAGCCUGCCCAUCUACGAUAUCGGGCGGCUCAUGGGGCCAGAUUACCUCGCCAAGCUGAGGAAAAUGCCCCUGUUCCGCACAAAGUCGCUCUUCGUCGUCAAGAAGAAGCCGUCGACCCCGCUACAGCUUUACCUGUGGAAGCUGCAGGCAUACAUGGCCGAGUAUCCCUCCGCAGAG